AUGGAAAAGGAAAAUCAACUUCAUAAUAUAGAUUCUAUUAAUUCUGUUUCUACAGGUAGCAGAAAUAAUGCUGCCAACGCUUUAAAGGUAGCUGAGGCUGAUUUAAAAAUCGCUGAAGCUGGCUAUAAGCCAGAGUUGCGUCGUAACUUCACUAUUUGGUCCUUAUUAGGUGUUGGUUUUGGUUUAACCAACUCUUGGUUUGGUAUCUCUGCUUCUUUAGUUACUGGUAUCUCAUCUGGUGGUCCAAUGUCAAUUGUUUAUGGUAUCAUUAUCAUUGCAGUUAUCUCAACUCAAAUAGCUAUAUCCUUAUCCGAAUUAUCAAGUAUCUACAACUCUGCUGGUGGUCAAUAUUACUGGACUUUCCAAUUAGCUCCUGAAAACUACAAAAGAUUCUGGGCUUACAUGUGUGGUUCAUUAGCAUGGGCUGGUUCGAUCUUCACUUCUGCUUCUGUUACAAUGAGUAUCGCCACUGCUGUUGUUGGUAUGUGGGUUCUCACCAAUGGUGACAGUACCUUCGUUGUUAAACAAUGGCAUGUCUUUAUUACCUAUGAAAUUUUAAAUGUUCUUUUAUCUGUUUUCAACGUAUACGAAAAACCUUUACCCCAUUUCUCUAAAGCUGCUCUUUACACCUCAUUGGGUUCCUUUGUAAUUAUUACUAUUACUGUUUUAAGUUGUUCUUCAGGUAACUACCAACCAGCCAGUUUUGUUUUCUCUGAGUUCGAUAAUGGUACCGGUUGGUCAAGUGCAGGUAUCGCAUUUAUUGUUGGUUUAAUUAAUCCCAAUUGGUCCUUUUCUUGUUUGGAUUGUGCUACUCAUAUGGCAGAAGAAAUCAACAACCCUGAUACUUUAAUUCCAAUUUCAAUUUGUUGCACUGUUGCCAUCGGUUUUGUAACAUCUUGGUUUUAUUCCAUUGCCAUGUUUUUCAGUAUUAAUAAUUUGGAUGAUAUUCUUAACUCAAAUACUGGUGUCCCAAUUUUAGAUAUUUAUUAUCAAGCCUUGGGUAACAAAGGUGGUGCUAUUUUCCUAGAAUGCUUGGUUGUCUUGACAGCUGUUGGUUGUAAUAUUGCAUCUCACACAUGGCAAGCACGUCUUUGUUGGUCAUUUGCAAGAGAUAAUGGUCUUCCAGGUUCCAAAUACUGGUCAAUAGUUAAUGAAAAGACAAAGAUGCCAGUUAAUGCUCAUUUCAUGUCAUGUUUCUGGUGUGCUGUCGUUGGUUGCAUUUACAUGGGAUCAACCACUGCUUAUAAUAGUAUGGUCACCAGUUGUAUUGUCUUCUUAUUAUUAAGUUAUGCAGUUCCAAUUAUCUGUUUAUUAUACAGAGGUAGAGACAAUGUUCCUCAUGGAAAAUUCUGGCUAGGAAAAUUUGGAUUAGUUGCUAAUAUUGUUACUUUAUGUUGGACACUUUUUGCAGUAGUCUUCUAUUCAUUCCCAAUGACAAUGCCAGCAACAAAAGAUAAUAUGAACUAUGUUUCAGUUAUUACUGUUGGAUUUUGUGCUUACUGUAUUAUUUAUUGGUUUGCUAGAGGAAGAAAAGUCUUUACUAGAUUCGAAGACAGACAAAAAGAAGCUGAAGUUCUUGGAACAGUUUUAUCAGCUAAAAUCACUCAUCUCUCAGCGGUUGCUAGUAGAUCUGGUGCAAAUGUUGAUUUUGAAAAGAAAGUAGAAUAG
Messenger RNA from Ascoidea rubescens DSM 1968, 1668 nucleotides. RefSeq names its product amino acid transporter. The transcript has a single exon. Lineage: Eukaryota; Fungi; Ascomycota; Saccharomycetes; Ascoideales; Ascoideaceae. Gene Ontology annotation, biological process: transmembrane transport. Bases 1 to 1668 code for a protein of 555 amino acids. Gene Ontology annotation, cellular component: membrane. Gene Ontology annotation, molecular function: transmembrane transporter activity. The record is from RefSeq and is a predicted model, not a curated record.